Molecule: messenger RNA, 1298 nt
Organism: Rhopalosiphum maidis (corn leaf aphid)
Lineage: Eukaryota; Metazoa; Arthropoda; Insecta; Hemiptera; Aphididae
Product: tubulin delta chain-like
Exons: 1
Coding region: 54-1298 (414 amino acids)
Biological process (GO): mitotic cell cycle; microtubule cytoskeleton organization
Cellular component (GO): microtubule; cytoplasm
Molecular function (GO): GTP binding; structural constituent of cytoskeleton
Source: RefSeq, a predicted model, not a curated record
UACUAAAAAUUGUUUUUUUUUAUCAAUAUUUUAUUUAUUAAUUUUACGAUAUUAUGUCUGUACUAACCAUUUGUUUUGGUACUUGUGGAAUACGUUUUACCCAUAGUUUUUAUUCCACUAUUUUUAAUGACAAUAACACUUCUGAUCCUAUUGUUACUCAACAUGUUAAUCAAGAGUACAAACAUACAAGUGAGUCUUGUUUCUUUGAAUUAAAAUCUAAUGGUUAUUUGGAACCCAGGUCAAUUUUAAUAGAUAUAGGAGAUCCUAAUAUUGGUGAUACUUUGACAAAAUCAAAAAAUAGUAAUUGGGGAUUUGGACAAAAUUCAUUAGGAUUUAAUUUUAUUGAUGGAUCAACAAAUAACUGGUCAUAUUGUUAUUAUGUGAAAGGUCCUGAAAUGUUUGAAGAUGUUUCUAGUCGAUUGAGAUUUGAAAUAAAUAAAAUUGAUAAAAUUGAAUAUUUUUUAAUUAUAUUAUCACCUUCAGGCGGUUGUGCUGGAUCAGCAUGUUUUAUACUUGAAAAAUUAAAACAAGAUUUUCCUAAAAUUUCUUUUAUUGUAGUUUUUGUCAUGCCAUAUCAGUCUAAAGAUGCUAUCCAAAAUUACAAUACUUCUUUUACUAUUAGCAAACUGUACAGUAUAUCAGAUUGUAUUUUUUUAUUCGAAAAUUCUGUUUUACAAGAAGUUUGUCAAGCUGGACAUUCAGAGGUCAAAGUUUCAUUUGAUGAUUUAAAUCAAAUAGGUUGCAAACAAUUAAUAUCUAUUUUUCAACCAGUAGAACAUCAAACGUUCCCUUAUUUUCUGUCUCUUGUACAUGAUAAAAAAUAUAAAAUUUUAAGAUUAAUAUCGUCUCCAAAUUACAGAAGAGAAUAUUCUUCUUAUGAAUCAACUCCAAGAUGGGAAGCAAUUGUGAAUCAAACUGUACGCUUGUUAAAUGCAUUACAUUGUGUAUCGUUUGGAAAUGUUGUUGUAUAUCGAGGUGAUACUUCCAAUGAUGUCAACAAAUUAAAUUUUUUUGAAAAGUUAAAUACUUUAUCUUUUUCUAAACAUAUUUUAGAAGAACACAAAUUUUUGCAAAUGUAUCAACAAAGACAUUUUAUGGGUUCCAAAUAUUUAAGUUUAUUGUCAAAUAACUCCACCAAUGUUUCUGGUUUAAACUCUGUAAUAAAAUUAGCUAAACGAGCUUUUUCCCAUAAAGCAUUUAUACAUCAUUAUAUUCAAUAUAAUACAAAUAUCAACGAUUUUAAAAACAAUUUUUCUAAUGUUAAUCAAAUUAUUAAAGACUAUUAUGAAUUAGAUUGA